CCAGGAAAAGGGAAUUAGUGGUGGCCCCUACCCCAGCACAAUCACCUAAAUCAUUGCUUGAGGCUUGACUAAUAUCAGGUACAUCAAUGUUGCCUGAGGGCCCUGCUGUUUAGACAGAGGCCCCACCCACAAGAGAGACAAACACUGAAGUGAGAGGAACUCACCAGACAACUAAACAUCACUAACUGCAGCACACGCGCAUGAUUGCACAAAAUACAGUAAAUACUGCAACAAACUUCUAGACCGGUCUGUCAACAGGUGUGGAGUGCACAUUGGCUCUCUGUGGACUACAUACUCCAGAGACGACACCACUGCCACAAACAGAACAAUGAAUAUGGACACUGCUCAAGAACGCAAGCCAAAAAGACCUCACUACAUCCCCCGACCACCAGGCAAGCCCUUCAAGUACCAAUGUUUCCAGUGCCCUUUCACGUGCAAUGAGAAGUCCCAUCUCUUCAACCACAUGAAAUACAACCUGUGCAAAAACUCCAUCUCUUUGGUGUCUCAAAAAAGUGGGCAAACUGCCAGACAGGCCAAGCCUCUUGCAAAGGAAGUCACUGCAAAACCUGAGGACAGUAAGAGCCCCGGUCCAGUAGCUCAAACCAUUAGUCCUGAAAAAUACGUAUAUGAGGGAAAACACAAAAACGAAGACACGAAAAGCAGCAAUGACACAGAAGAAGUAGACAAUGGGUGUGAUAGUCCAGUCAAUAAAGACGUCCAGACUGUGACAAGACCAAAUAUAACCACAGAAAGAGAGAACACGGAGAACAAUGACGCUAACACUCUGCCUCACCAGUCUGCCUUCUCCCCAGUCACACCUAACCGUAAUGGAGCUGAGGCCUUGAAGCCAACUGUCCAGCCAACAGAUGAUUUGUCCACGCCAGUCCAAACUUUCAGCCACCCAACGCAUCCAUGGGGCACAAUUUCAUCAUCUGUUCCUUUAAAACCACUUUCCCCUCCUAUGGCUUCUGAAUAUUCACCUUAUAUCCUGCCCAACAGACCUCUGUAUUCACCUUAUUACCAUCCAGGAAACAACCACAGAAAUGAGCCAAAUUCUCCCUCUUUCUGUCCAGAGUUUGUGGAUCUCCAGAGGACAGUGGCAACACAACCCAUCACUGCACCUCACACUUCGUUUUUAACCCCAUAUCCAUACCCAUACAGAUACUGCCACUCCCUUCAUCCAGGACCCCAGCUUCAUUACAGCCUGUACAGAACCAAUGACAUUUCCAUGCCAAUCCCAGGAUCCAGGUAUCUGCCUUUGGAUUUGUAUAGUCCAAGUCUUGGUCCUAAAGACUAUGAAUUAUUCAUUCAUUUGCAUCCAAAUCACAACACACCAGGACAGGGUGAGAGCAACCAUGGACAAAGUGGUGACAAGGCCACUAGGCUGAGCCCUAAAGAGGCCUCUUCAGCCCUGGGUUCUCCUGACAGACCCAAUCAUGCAUUCCUAUUACAGAGAGAUGGAGAGGCUCCACAUUACACCAGUCUGGGUAAACCUCAGUCCCAGCCAGGACAGACACCCUUGCAACCCAACAAAACAAACAUACGACAAGAGGAUUCUGUGCAUUUAACCACGCUACAUGUUGAUGGAGGGUCAGUGUCUGUGUCUGAGCAAUCUUGUAACACCACAUCAGAACAGGAAGAGGACAAUACAGAGGACUUGGCUCCCCUCAAUCUCUCAAAGAGGAAUCAGGAUAAUGAGAACAGUUCGAAUAACUACAGAACAAAAUAUUUGAUGACAGAAAAACUGAAGGGAGAAGAGGCGCCUCUUAACCUCAGUCUUCGACCUUCACAGAGCAGCCGCGAACAAGCUCAUCCAAGUAGCAUUAUGGGGGUUCUUCGGCAGAGGCCAAAUAAUGAGUCGAAUGAAGAACCUUUAGACCAGAGGCAAACUGCAGCACUUGCACUCUGUCAGCUUGCCACUGCAAGGUCUGCUACUGCUUCCUCUGACAUCGCCACUGCAAAUGCUUCCUUUGGUUCUGCAGAUACCGGAUCCCCUGGUUCUUCAUCAAACACCAAACAUCAAAACAAGGCAGUCACAAAAAGGCUAAAAAGAGCAGAAAGUGGCCAGGCUGCAAACAAUAACCAUAAACCAAAUAAGAGAGCGAAGGGGUCAGGAAGAGCUCUGAGGAGGAGACCACGCUGCUGCUAA
Messenger RNA from Thalassophryne amazonica, 2149 nucleotides. RefSeq names its product zinc finger protein 750 (gene znf750). The record is from RefSeq and is a predicted model, not a curated record. The transcript has 3 exons. NCBI's taxonomy places the organism in Eukaryota, Metazoa, Chordata, Actinopteri, Batrachoidiformes, Batrachoididae. Gene Ontology annotation, cellular component: nucleus. The coding region runs from base 329 to 2149 and encodes 606 amino acids. Gene Ontology annotation, biological process: positive regulation of transcription by RNA polymerase II; epidermis development. Gene Ontology annotation, molecular function: RNA polymerase II cis-regulatory region sequence-specific DNA binding; promoter-specific chromatin binding; DNA-binding transcription activator activity, RNA polymerase II-specific.